This is a messenger RNA of Oenanthe melanoleuca, 3196 nucleotides long. RefSeq names its product proline and arginine rich end leucine rich repeat protein (gene PRELP). Gene Ontology annotation, cellular component: extracellular exosome. The transcript has 3 exons. The coding region runs from base 316 to 1431 and encodes 371 amino acids. Gene Ontology annotation, molecular function: heparin binding; protein binding. The record is from RefSeq and is a predicted model, not a curated record. NCBI's taxonomy places the organism in Eukaryota, Metazoa, Chordata, Aves, Passeriformes, Muscicapidae.
GGAGGAGGAGGAGGAAUUGUUGCCGAGCGCCAGAGCCGCGUGUGAGCCGAGCCAGAGAAAGACGUGAUUGUUGUCACCGUGCCUCGCUCCCAGCCCUCCCAGUGCUCCCAGCCCUCCCAGUGCUCCCCUCCCAGCCCUCCCAGUGCUCCCAGCCCUCCCAGCCACAAAACCCCCGCGCCCCGGCCGGGCUCGCUCGUGGCGGAGCGGAGAGGAGGAGGAGGAGGAGGAGGGAGAGAGAAGCCAGAGAGAAACUUGUCUUGGGGAUUAAUAGGAGGCAGGAGGAGGGAGAGGUGCGCACAGGAAAACUCCGGGACCAUGAAGGCGGCCCUGGCGCUCCUCCUCCCGCUGGCGCUCGCCCUGGCGCCGGUGGCGAGCGGGCAGCGGCGGAAACCCCCGCGCAGACCCACCCGGCCGCCCGCGCCCUUCGAGGAGCCGGCGGAACCCACGGAGCUGCCGCCUCCCCUCCCUCCGGGCCCCCCGUCCGUGUUCCCCGACUGCCCCCGCGAGUGUUACUGCCCGCCCGACUUCCCGUCGGCGCUGUACUGCGACAGCCGCAACCUGCGCACCGUGCCGCUGAUCCCGGCGCGCAUCCACUACCUGUACCUGCAGAACAACUUCAUCGCCGACCUGCCCGAGGAGUCCUUCCGCAACGCCACCGCCCUCAAGUGGGUCAACCUGGACAACAACCGCAUCCGCAAGGUGGACAGGAAGGUGCUGGAGAAGCUGGAAAAUCUCAUUUUUCUCUACAUGGAGAGGAACCAGCUGAAGGAGGUGCCGGCUUUCCUGCCGCCCAACCUGGAGCAGCUGCGGCUCAGCAGGAAUCAGAUCUCCAGGAUCCCCGCUGGUGUUUUCAACAAGCUGGAGAAUCUGGUGCUGCUGGACCUGCACCACAACAAGCUGAGCGAUGGCGUCUUCAACAAAAACACCUUCAAGGGGCUCAAGAACCUCAUGCAGCUCAACCUGGCCCACAACAUCCUGAGGAAGAUGCCCCCCGGCGUGCCCAGCGCCAUCCACCAGCUUUUCCUGGACAGGAACAACAUCGAGGACAUCCCCAGCGAUUAUUUCAAGGAGUUUCCCAACCUGGCGUUCAUCCGGCUCAACUACAACCAGAUCUCGGAUAAGGGGCUGCCCAAAAACUCCUUCAACCUCACCAACCUGCUGGUGCUGCACCUGGCCCACAACAAGCUCACCAACGUGCCCUUCAUCAGCCCCAAGCUGGAGCACCUCUACCUGAACAACAACUCCAUCGAGAAAAUCAACGGCACGCAGAUCUGCCCCACCUCUCUGGUGUCCAUCCAGGAUUUCUCGCCCUCCGACCUGGACAGCGUCCCCCGGCUGCGCUACCUGCGGCUGGACGGGAACCUGCUGAAGCCGCCCAUCCCCCUGGACCUGAUGCUGUGUUUCCGCCUGCUCCAGUCCGUGGUGUUUUAGUCCUGCCCCGCCUCCCCCAGGCCCGGCUUAGCUCGGACGUUUCACCCCCGCCGGCGUUUGACACGUGGGACCCUCUCCCCUCCCUCUCCCCGCGCUCGCUCCUCUCCUCCAUCCCUUUUCCUCCCCUGCAGGACACUCCUUGGGGACUCGCCAGGUGACAGCUCGCUGUCCUUGUCCCCUCCAGGCCAAGCCCGGAGCCGGCUCCGUGUGUCCCUUGGCGCCCGGCAGAGUUCGGGGGGUUUGGGUUUGGGUCCGGUCCGUGUCCCUGCUCCUGGGGACGAGUCCCGCUGGAUUUUGGAGGGAGGAUGGGCACUGUGGCCAGCGCGGGGGAUGGGGACACCGCUGUCACCUGAGCUUUGGCUCCGCGUUUCUCUGGAGGAGGAGCAGGAUGUGAAAUCCCUCCUGGAGCCGGGGAUUUGUCGGGAUGGAGCAGGGAGGGUGUCCUGCCCCGGGAUCCUGCGGGUCACACCUUCCCACAUCCCCUGGGCAAAACCAGACCCUGCCCGGCUUCAAAUCCCCCAUCCCAGCACCGAUCCUUGGGGUCAGGAACCCAGCCCAAAAUCCUGCAGAAUUGCCUGGAAAAUCUGGGAUACAGGGACAAAUCCAUGGGGUCACAGCCCCAUCCCAAAAUCCUGAAUCCUUCCCUGUGAGCUGGGGUGGUGCAGACACAUCCAUGGGGUCACAGCCCCAUCCCAAAAUCCUGGAUCAUUCCCUGGAAAAUCUGGGAUACAGGGACACAUCCAUGGGGUCAUUGCCCCAGCCCAAAAUCCUUCAGCAUUCCCUGGAAAAUCUGGGAUUCAGGGACACAUCCAUGGGGUCACAGCCCCAUCCCCAAAUCCUGCAUCCUUCCCUGGAAAAUCUGGGAUUCAGGGACACAUCCAUGGGGUCACAGCCCCAUCCCCAAAUCCUGCAUCCUUCCCUGGAAAAUCUGGGAUUCAGGGACACAUCCAUGGGGUCACAGCCCCAUCCCCAAAUCCUGCAUCCUUCCCUGGAAAAUCUGGGAUUCAGGGACACAUCCAUGGGGUCACAGCCCCAUCCCAAAAUCCUGCAUCCUUCCCUCUGAGAUCUGAGGAUUCAGGGCCACAUCCACGGCUCAGUUUCUCUCUGGAGCCAAUCACACACGACUGGGUUUUGCCUUUUUUUAUUCGAAAUGAAAGGAAGGGAAAAGAAAAGGGAAGAAUUACCCUUUGGAAGAGCUAUUUUUAUCCCUUUUUUUCCCCAUCCUCACAUGUAUCGCUUCCCCCUCCCAUAGCUGUACCUGCAUUUAUCGGGUGUCCGGGUUUAGGGGGGAUUAUUCUCUUCUUUUCUUCCUGACUCUCAGCAUUUGGAUUUAAAGGCUGAGCAUUAGAGAGGGAACAAAAAAAAAAAAAAAAAUCAUCAAAAUCCAACUGCAAUGAGCAUUAAAUAAAUCAAAGAAAGCUCCUUUGUGUCCAUCCAGCAGAACUGACCCUUCCUGGGGCGGCCACGGACGGGCACCGUGUCCUUCCCCCCACGGGUGGCACAGGGAUGCUCCCCUUUUUCCAUUAAUUAAAACCUUGUGCUAAUUAAUGAGGUUUUUUUCAGCUCUCCCUGCAGUUGGGUGGGACAGGUUUCAGCCCUAAACCCGGACUAAUUCCCCCCCUGGAUUUAUAUAUAUUUAUAUCUGAUGUGUAUAUAGACUGGUAGAAUGUACAGAUAUUCCUAGAGCCGCCUCCCGACCUGGCAACUUUAUGGGUUUUUCACUCCCACUCCCUGCAGCAGUGGAAAUAAAAUCAUUCACGAGGGA